Molecule: messenger RNA, 6091 nt
Organism: Larimichthys crocea (large yellow croaker)
Lineage: Eukaryota; Metazoa; Chordata; Actinopteri; Sciaenidae
Gene: tbc1d8b
Product: TBC1 domain family member 8B
Exons: 21
Coding region: 194-3631 (1145 amino acids)
Molecular function (GO): calcium ion binding
Source: RefSeq, a predicted model, not a curated record
UCGUGGCGCCGCCUCCUCGCCAGAGAACUACAAUCCCGGCAUGCUUUGCGGCUCUUGCCAGCAUUUCUUGUCGACGUGGGAAGGGAGGGAUUCGGACACAAACAAACGUCCACGGGUUUGAUGUCGGACUUAGGUGACAGAUAACCGUGACAUGUCCGGCGGAUUCAAAAGAUAACUCCGUGACAUUUGAAACAUGUGGCUCAAACCGGAAGAGAUCCUGCUGAAAAACGCGUUUAAAUUAUGGGUCACCGAGAAGGAUAACGAGUACUUCGUCCUGCAAAGGAGACGAGGGUACGGAGAAGGUGGAGGCGGCUUGACAGGGCUCCUUGUGGGGACUCUGGAUACCGUGUUGGACUCCACAUCCAAAGUUGCUCCCUUUCGCAUUCUGCACCACACACCUGACUCACAGGUGUACUGGUCAAUAGCAUGCGGUGUCACCAAAGAAGAGAUUGUCCAGCACUGGGACUGGCUGCAGCAGAACAUCAUGAGGACGCUGUCUGUUUUUGACUCCAGUGAAGACAUCACCAGCUUUGUACAGGGCAAGAUCAGAGGUCUCAUUGCUGAGGAAGGGAAGACGUCCCUGGUGCUGGAGGACGAUCCAGAGAAGUUCAGAGAAGCACUCCUGAGGUUUGAGAAGUGGUUCGAGCUGCCGCCGGAGGAGAAGCUGGUCACAUACUACUCAUGCAGUUACUGGAAAGGCAAAGUGCCCUGCCAGGGCUGGCUCUACCUCAGCACAAACUUCCUGUGCUUCUAUUCAUACCUGCUGGGAGCUGAGGUGAAGCUGGUCAUUUCCUGGGACGAGAUCUGGAGGCUGGAGAAAACCUCAAACGUCCUACUGACCGAGAGCAUCCACGUCUUGGCUCACGGGGAGGAUCACUACUUCUCCAUGCUGUUGCACCUUAAUGAAACAUUUGUUAUCAUGGAACAGCUGGCCGACUACUCCAUCAAACGUCUUUUUGAUAAAGAGGCCUUCCAGAGAGAGCCGGCGCUCUCUGACCCUCUGCAGAUCACCAAGAGAGGCCUCGAAGCUCAUGCAAAGAGCGAGCAGUUCCAGACGUUUUUCAGGCUUCCCAAAGAGGAAAAUCUGUUGGAGGUGCACGAGAGCUUCCUGUAUGUGCCCUUCAGCCACUACAACACGCUUGGCAAGAUCUGUCUGUCGGAGAACUAUUUGUGUUUCGCCAGCCAGGAUGGAAGCCAAUGCCAUGUCAUCAUUCCAAUGCGAGAGGUUGUAAACGUUGAAAAGCCGGACUCCAGCAGCAGGGCUUUAACGGUGUGUGUGCGCGGCAAGAGGGCGCUGCGUUUCUCUGAAGUCCGGGAUUAUCAGCGACUUGCCAACACGAUUCGUAGCAGGUGUGGGAUUAGUGCCAGCCCUCAGCACUCUGCUUCAUCCGGGGCCAUACGAGGCGAGUGCCAGUCGCUCAUCAACCACUUCGAGGACAACCCAGAGGACGUAACACUGAUGGUGGGACAGAAAGACAGCAGCAAGGCCGUGAGCACCGAGGCUCUCAUGACUGUUUUCCACCCCCAGGAUGUUGAAAACCUCGACCCCAAAAUGCUCAAAGAAAAGAUGAAGGAGCAGUCAUGGAACAUCCAUUUCUCUGAAUAUGGACGCGGCACGAGUAUGUUCUUCACCAAGAAGACACGAGACCUGAUUGUUCGUGGCGUUCCUGAGGCCUUGAGAGGAGAGCUGUGGAUGCUGUUCUCAGGAGCUGUGAACGACAUGGCCACCCACCCCGGCUAUUACACAGAGCUGGUUGAACAGUCUCUGGGCACAAGCACUUUGGCAACGGAUGAGAUCGAGAGAGACUUGCACCGUUCUCUGCCAGAUCACCCUGCCUUUCAGAGCGACACAGGAAUCUCAGCUCUACGCAGAGUCCUCACUGCCUAUGCAUACAGGAACCCUAAAAUCGGCUACUGCCAGGCCAUGAACAUCCUCACGUCAGUUCUCCUGCUCUACGCGAAAGAAGAGGAGGCGUUCUGGCUCUUAGUGGCCGUCUGUGAGAGGAUGCUGCCGGAUUACUUUAACCGCCGAAUUAUUGGUGCUUUGGUCGACCAGGCGGUUUUCGAGGAUCUGAUUCGGGAAAACCUCCCCCAGCUGGUGGAGCAUAUGACGGACCUGAGUUUCUUCUCGUCCGUGUCCUUGUCCUGGUUUCUCACUCUCUUCAUCAGCGUCCUGCCCAUAGAGAGCGCCGUGAACGUGGUCGACUGUUUUUUCUACGACGGCAUAAAAGCCAUCCUGCAGCUCGGCCUGGCAGUGCUGGACUACAACAUGGAGGCUCUGAUCAGCUGCCACGACGACGCAGAGGCCGUCACCAUCCUCAACAAAUUCUUUGACAGUGUGACAAACAAAGACAGUCCGUUGCCUCCAACGGUGCAGCAAGCUUCAGUGGGCAAUAACGACAAAACAUCCCACUUUAAUGUGGAUAUCAGUGAACUGAUCCGAGAGGCCUACGAGAAAUAUGGACACAUCCGUUCAGAGGAAGUCGAGAGUUCACGGAAAAGAAACAAACUGCACGUAAUCCAGACACUGGAAGAUACAACCAAGCAGAACGUUAUUCGGGUGGUGUCCCAAGAAGUCAGAUUCAGUGCCUCACAGCUUGAUGAGCUUUAUAACUUGUUCAAAAGGCAGCAUUUUCUCAGCUGCUACUGGACGAUGAAGAGUCCAGCUCUCCUCCAUCAUGACCCCAGCCUGGCUUAUUUGGAGCAGUACCAGUUGGGUUUCCAACAGUUCAGCGUGCUCUUCUCCCUGCUGGAGCCUUGGGCUUUUUGCACCAACAAGAGCACCCUCUCCCUCUGGAUCUUCCGCCUGAUCGACGAGAAUCAGGACGGCCUCGUCAACUUUAAAGAGUUCUGCUACGCUCUUGAUACUUUGUACAGCGGAUCUUUCACAAACAAGCUGAAAUUCCUCUUCAAGCUGCACCUGCCACCAGCUUUUACAGGUAGUCCUUUGCACUUAAAGGAACAAAGAAUCCAGCACUUUAUCCCAGUGACUGAAGACUCUUCUCACUUGAGUAGACUCACUGCAUUUGAUCUCCCUGAAGAUGGCGUGAUAAGGAAAAGCCCUGAAAGAGGCAGAGGAAAGGUGGACCUGCAGGCCUACCUGAAGCAAUGGCAAAAUGAGAUACUUAAGAAAGAGGAAACCAUCAAGGACCUACCCCGAAUUAAUCAGACUCAGUUUAUCCAGUUCUCCAAGACCCUCUACAACAUCUUUCAUGGCGAUCCAGAUGAGGAGUCUCUUUACCGAGCUGUGGCCCAUGUGACCAGCCUCCUCCUGAGGAUGGAAGAGGUCGGACGGAGGCUCCAGGAGCCGAGCAGCCCACCUGAAUCCACAAAAUCUGCAGACAGCCCUCCUGCUGGUGCUGCUGCUGCCGCCGCCGCCGCCCCAGAAGAGUCGCCUUCAACCGAAGAAGCUUCCACCACCCCGGAGAGCUCCGACACCCCCGGCUCACACAACAGCCAGGAAGCAGCGCCGGACCUCUCGGAGAUAGAGUGGUCGUUUUCCUUCGAGCAGGUCCUGGCUUCCCUGCUGAACGAGCCGGCCCUGGUGACCUUCUUUGAGAGGCCCGUCGACGUUCAGACUAAACUGGCACAAGCCAGGGUCGCCCAGCUGAAGCUGAAGGUCAAUAAGUGAAAGGGAUGCAAUUGUUGAUCGAUUCAAACCCACACGUCACCAUGAAUUUCCUUUUCUCCACGUGGAUAAGGCACGACAUCUCCAACACUGUUGUAACACUGACCAACAACCUUCAGUGUGAUCUCAUGUUAGGCCUCGUGGCAGACAUCCAGCAGGUCACUGCUCCUCAAAUCUGAUUAUGCAUUUUUUUAGCCAUCUGUGAUGAAAUUCAUUCUCUCGUGUAGCUUCAGAUUUUAAGUUGAGUUUAAAAUGUAUCCUCCCCAUAUGCCAUGGAGCACACACAGUAUAGUUUCUACUGUAUGAUGGACAUUCAGCACUGUAGUUUGUCCUCUCCAUAACAAAUGACUUAGACAAGGUGACUGAGAGUCUGCAGGAGGGAAGGUUCUCCUGGACAUCUCGAUAUAUUUUCUGUCACUGCUGUAGUGAAACAAAAACGUAAAUGCUGAUGUGUCCUGUGACUUAAGUGUCUCUGUUUUUUCGGGCAUCAUUAGUGUAAACUUAUUGUGAGAAAACACACCAGCUUUCCAGUCAAUACAACAAGGCACAGAAUAAAUAUUAGUACAGUGAGCGAGGACAUGCUGCGGUGUCUCUGGAAGCCAUAAAACUGAUUUCAGAUUAUUAUCUGAAUGAGGAUGUCCGAUGCAUUUUACAGAGAGCAUAAAAAGAGUCUAUUCUAUUAUAAAUUUGCAAUAAUAUAUAAAUAAGUAAGAGGGGAUGCCGUAACUGCCACAACACAGCUCAUCUGUCUCAUUCGUCCCGACGGCAGCACAUGCAGUAACAAUAUUAUAGCAUGACUUCAAGUGUGUCAUACUUGAAAACCGUGGCGUGUAAAGUUAUAAUAGUUUGAAUUCCACAGUGCUGCUGUAACAAAGUCUCCUGCGUCCGCUUGUGAAAAAUACGCCGUGUGUGAUCUCUACAGUGCGAUCGAUCGAUGUGCUGUUUGCUUUACGUCCGUCUUACCGUACACGUAGGAUGUCGUGUUCUCGUAUAAGUGCAGCAUUUUGUACGUAGAGGUCAGUUCGGUAGUCGUUUUGAUUAUUGUAUUUAUGAGGUAUGAUAUGAGCUGGUGGACUGUUGUGGACACAGCUUAAAACUUUUCGAAGGACGUUUUGUUUUAUCAAAUCUCAGGGUGCAAUUUGUGUAAAAUAAAAGGGAUAUUUUUUCGACCUGGGACAUAUAAAGUAUACGACUGAGUUAUACAAAGCUUACAAAUGUCUGUAACCUUCAAAUAUAGAGCAUGUGUAGCAUCUUUAUCGGAUUGCCACAGAAAGCCAGAUCUGACUUGAGUAUUUCAGUUAUUUUUCUGUGCAUUUUCCGCUUACUUUCUUCGUUUUCUGCUUCUGUCUCAGUGAAAUCAUUCGCAGUCAUUUUGCACAGUUGUUUGAGAUUCAUGAGUAGAUAUGUGUGUAUCUUGGCUCAAAUGCUUUUUCGAAAGGUCAUGACCGCUUUCUGCUGCAGGUUGUCGGCCUCCCGGGGCCAAAAUUCACAAAUUUAUAGCGUGAGGAGAAAAUGUGUUUUAGAAGCUCUUCAAGUGCAAGUGCAAUUUUUUAUUAUUCUGCCAUUUGCUCAGAACAUUUCACUUUAUUUUCUUAAUUAAGUCCUUAUUUUUUCACUUCAGGACCAAUCUGGUGCGUUUUGUUAUGUGAUUACUUGGGCUGGAUUGUUGAUUGUUGUCACUCCUUAAAUCCAAAGCUCGAUCGGUGGCUUUAGUUUAAAACCUGAAGCCGUAAAAAGAAAAAGUUUCAACAGGAGAGCUCGGCCUCUGGGCUUCAGGAGCCGAGCAGCUGAUUGUUAUCGUCAAAACAGAAACUUUAUUUCUUUAUUUAUUAUUUUAAUUUAAAAGAUGGCAAUGUUUUGCAAUAUUUUAAAACUUAAAUUAGAAAUUAUAACAAAACAUAAACAACAACCUCUUAUCAAAGAGAGUGUUUUCAUGUCAGUUUACUGCAUGCCUAAUAUAUUUCUGAUUAUUUGAUGAUAUCUUAAAGAUGAUAAAUCACAUAAAUAAGUCAAGUUUGCUUUCAAAAAUUCAUUUGCGGUUAAGAGGACAUAAAUCUUAUGAUGCUUUUUUUCCGCAGGCAUAGCUUUUGGAAAAUGGCUCUUUGUUGUUUUUUUGUUUUCUUUUUAAAUCUCAGAAUAGUUUGUGGUUUCCUCUUUGUGGGGAAAUAAAAAAGAGAGACUUUGUACUGUAUGAACAUAGAAGAUAAAUCCGAUUCAGUUCUGCCAUUAAAGCAUCAUAGUGUAUACACUAAGCAUGGGUAACGCUUCAGCUCCUGCAUCAGUAUAUGGUUAAUCAAGUCUUUAUAUGUGCAGAUGUAGUCUACAGCUUUUAUAGUCUGUAACUUUUGAUUGAAAGCUUGUUUUGCAAAAUAUGUGAAACAUAAAUAUUUCUGUUUACCUGCUUGAUUAUGAUUUUUCUUUUUUUUAAAGAAGUACCAGAAUAAAGAUUGAUGAUUCUAUGAA